ACGACCUUGACCUACUAAUUUCUCCCGGACUAGAGCCUAACAACGAGAGAAAGGGGAACGCCUGUAAGCGAUAAAAGGGUUCUCUUCGAUCGGUCGUUUUUACUUCAGAAUCCAUGGCGGAAGAAGAGUUGAAGAAAUCGCGGACGGCCCUAGAUGCCAAAUGGGACGCCUGUAUUGACCUCACCGUCCGCCGAUUCGCCUACUCGUCCCUUGCUGGAACCUUGGCUGGACUCCUCUUCUUCCGAAGUCCAAUAACUCGAUGGGCAUCUGUAGCUUUCGGUGCUGGAGUAGGGAUUGGAACUGCAUAUACUGAAUGCUCUUACCUAUUUGAGGGUUCUGUUCCAAAAUGGACAUCUUCAAAGAUUUCAAGUGUUCCUUAUGGUUCAUCUCAAGAACAGCAGAAGUGAAGCUUGCCACAGACAAAUGUCAUCAGGACCUUAUUUAUCUGUAUUUUCAGCUUGAUCAGUGAGCUGUUCUUCAUUUUAUAAUAUGUAUCUGAACCAACUUUCUAUGACUGGUGGUUUUGUCCAAUUCACAUUUGAUGCAAAAUUACUAGAAAAGAAAACACUGAUGUUAUGUUUUUCUAUUCCAAAAAUGCAGCAGGUCUCUAUUGUUUUUUAA
Dendrobium catenatum is the source of this 621-nucleotide messenger RNA. RefSeq names its product MICOS complex subunit Mic10-like. The record is from RefSeq and is a predicted model, not a curated record. The transcript has 3 exons. Gene Ontology annotation, cellular component: MICOS complex; mitochondrial inner membrane; mitochondrion. NCBI's taxonomy places the organism in Eukaryota, Viridiplantae, Streptophyta, Magnoliopsida, Asparagales, Orchidaceae. The coding region runs from base 114 to 407 and encodes 97 amino acids.